UUGCUACUUGCCGAAUUCUCUGGUUACGUUUGCUAUUUAAUGUUUCACUUACAAUGAACUGCAUAUAGCAAGUAAAAUGGUUUUCUUUUGUGGCGUCAUAGAAAGGUUGUCAGUUUCUACCCUCGAGCCCAUAGCAGAUCUUCUAUAAAACACACAAUGAUGUUCUCUCAAAGUUCAGUGCCACAAAUAGGGAAGCACUUUCAAGAAGAUCUAAGCGAGUGAAAGAUCUCCUACGAGUGUUGAAAAUGUCUUGUUCCGGGUGUACAAUGAAUCAAACCACUUCUCUAAACGACAACCAAACCGCUACAGGUUCUUCGCUUCUUCCUGAGCCCGAACCUUUACGAAUUGUCCGUACCGUGGUCGUCAGCCUGUUGCUGGCGUUUGCUCUGGUUGGAAAUUAUGUGGUGUGUCGAGCAGUUUGGAGGCAACCAGGCAACAAACCCUUCGCCCAUUACCUUGUAUGCAACUUGGCUUUCGCCGAGAUCCUCAGCACCGUUAGUUUCAUGUUUACAUUUCAUGCCGACGAACCCCCGUGGUCUUGGAAGCUCGGAUUAGCAAUGUGCAAGAUACUGACUCUGGCACAAAUGGCUAGUCUGCUGGUUAUCACAACGACCCUAGCCAUUCUUGCUGUUUACCGCUGUCUUCUCCUCGUCAAGCCACUCGUCACUAAACCAACCCGCCGGCAAAUGCGUUGUAUAAUAAUUUUCACAUGGGUGGGGUCCGUUUUUCUGUCUGUUCCCACGUCAGUUUUCCAUGUCGUGCAAGUGUACGAGGAACAUCGUCUAUGUGAAGAAAUACCUCCCCCGGGUUACGAACGUUUUAAGGAUCUUUAUUCCAUUGUUGUGUUCAUAUUAAAUUUCGCCCUGCCGCUAGCAAUAAUGGCGGUGUCCUAUGCUUUGGUCAGCAAAAAGAUUCGGGAACAUAUCGUUGUUAUUGCAAGGUUGCGGGAUGAGCAGAACAAAGCUUUUUCUUCAGUUACUAAUCAGUCCACUUUGUACCCGGAGGAUCCUCAAGGAGCCUUGAGCCUGCUUAGUCAAUCUGGGACAGAAAACCGAGAGGAAAUCAAGUUGAUGAACAUCAAAGUUGACACCAAAGAUCUAGGCGUAAAGCCAGAAAAGGAAAAGAAAGAAUCACACGAAAACGCUUCAUAUUUAAGCGAGGUGCCACCCGUGAACAACAAAACGUUUGAACUGGAGAAUGAUUUAUUACGAAUGGUAUUUGCACUUGUUUUGAUAUUUGUAAUCUGUUACAUUCCUUAUCAAGUUCAAUGGCUUCUGUUUGAGUUCCGGGUAAACGCAUUUAUAAACUGGCCAUAUCGUUAUAUUGUAAGUAAGAGUGUCUUUGCUUUGACAUGCUUUCCUAGUGCCAUGCAUCCGGUCUGUUACGGAAUGAUGAGUAAGUUUUACCACAAAGCGUUUAUCAGAAUUAUAGCCUGUAGAACCUAUAAAGACGGCAACGGUUAAUAUUAUGGGUCAGGCAUGGCUUACGGUGCAUAAGAACAGGCUUCAAUUGAGUGUAAAAUGUAAUCCGAGAUAACUUCGGUUUGCUUCGUUUUGCUCUGUGUUUGGCCCAAAAACCAAUCAGAUACAAGACUAAAACCAAUUGUGACUUGGUCACCCGCGUUUUCCCGCGCUUUAGACGUCUUCUUGUGUUUGUUUUUCUUGUUCUUAAUUCUCAUUGGUUCCUUGUAAUUUUUCUAUUGUUUUUAUUGGCUGUUGUGAUUUCUACGGUUUUAGACACUCAAUCGAAAAGCGCACUGACAUAUGGUAAGAAAUAAGCUUCGGCUUGCAUUUGAUUUGAUAAAAAACAACAAAACUGACAGAAUAUUUAAGCAUUACCUCUGUCAAGUAUUUUGCCUCAAACUUGAUAAGCCUGAGCCACCCGCCUUCCUCAAAACUGAUUACCUGGCAUCUGAACGGCGCUUUUCGCGCACACUAACUUACCAUUUCGAAAGUGAUUAGUGAGCACCAUUCACCUCUACGAAGCCCUAGAGAAAAAUCGCGUGUGUAGAGACCAAUUUCCGGCCAUUUUUUCGGCUUUAAAUAUAGUCUCACAAACUUGGAUGAAUUAAAUGUUAGGAAAGGCUGACAUAGCAACUGAGCUCUUCCCCAUGGGUAAGAUUGCACAAAACAGUCGUUGAAGCUGUGAAGUCAGCCCUUGAUAUCAAGUCUAACAACUGCUAUUUUAAUAUAAAAGUAUUGUUGGCAAAGGCCCUUGUCAUGGAAAUGUAAUUUUUUUUUAUAUCGCGUCUCAAUGACAAUAGUUGUUCCUGUUCAAGUAGACGCGUUGAUUGACAUUUGAUUAAUAACUGAUUUGUGAU
Pocillopora damicornis (cauliflower coral) is the source of this 2320-nucleotide messenger RNA. Its product is annotated as neuropeptide Y receptor type 2. Gene Ontology annotation, cellular component: plasma membrane. The record is from RefSeq and is a predicted model, not a curated record. Gene Ontology annotation, biological process: G protein-coupled receptor signaling pathway. NCBI's taxonomy places the organism in Eukaryota, Metazoa, Cnidaria, Anthozoa, Scleractinia, Pocilloporidae. Gene Ontology annotation, molecular function: G protein-coupled receptor activity.